AUGGGUCAUAUAUACCCGGGCCAGCUGGAAGUUUACGAAGCCAAUACGGUUGGUGUAAUUUUGCUGUCGCCACAACUCGAAAUGCCACAAGUGGAGGCAUGGGCAGUGAGUUUUACCGCCGCCAGGUUGGAUUCUAAAAACAUUGCGAAUAACUGGGAACUCGCACCGUUGCUGAAAAGUGACAUGUUAAGGGACGCCUGCCUGCAACACAUAAAGGCUACAUUUGAGGCCACAGUUGCCAGCGAUGUUUUCCUUCAUCUGCCCUCUGACACUGUCUUAUCUCUGUUGCGGGCUGACGACCUUCAACUGGAGAAUGAAGAGAGCAUCUACAAGGCGAUUGGAACAUGGGUCUAG
Messenger RNA from Dibothriocephalus latus, 354 nucleotides. The record is from the annotation of a GenBank genome assembly. NCBI's taxonomy places the organism in Eukaryota, Metazoa, Platyhelminthes, Cestoda, Diphyllobothriidea, Diphyllobothriidae.